Molecule: messenger RNA, 1335 nt
Organism: Mirounga angustirostris (Northern elephant seal)
Lineage: Eukaryota; Metazoa; Chordata; Mammalia; Carnivora; Phocidae
Gene: CNBD1
Product: cyclic nucleotide binding domain containing 1
Exons: 10
Coding region: 1-1335 (444 amino acids)
Source: RefSeq, a predicted model, not a curated record
AUGCCUUUGUCUUCUCUUCCAGCAACUAUUUUGUCUCACAUGAUAGCUGUAAACAAUGUGCCUCCUCCUCCACUUCGCAGUUUACCAAAGUUGAAAAUGUCUAAGUACAUUGAUUAUGGCCAGUUGAAUGCAUUGUGCCAUAUAAGAGGACUACAAUCCAGGAGUUCUUCCAGUGUGCUUUCAGCUCACACUAUGUUUAUAAAGCAAUAUCCUAAAAUAUUUCUGCAGAAAAAACACAGACUGCCUAAACUUUUCAAACAGGAGGGAAAAAGAAAAUCUAUUGAAGACACAGUAGAAUAUGAACCCCAACAACCUGACGAUUCUCACAAUAUAGCUAUCCAUGUGAAAAAAGCACGUGGUGGCCUUACUUUAUAUGAGCCCAAAAAAUUAGAAGAGAAGUUGGUAGAAUUCCUGGAUAUUUUAAAGAAAUUGCCCAUUUAUAGGACAUUGCAUGAACACAGAACUGUGUGGAAAAUGCUGAAAACAAUUCCAGAUUUGACCUGUCAGCUACCUGAGGAGCAUCUAAAAACUCUUAGCAAGAGUGUCAUUUCCGAAACCUGGGUAAAAGGCAGCACAGUGGUUGGAAAUGAUGGAUUUUAUAUAAUACUGAAAGGCUCAGCUCGCCCUCAAACAAAGGUACAUAGAAAUCUGACUGAAGAAAAUGAGUCAACAGCCUCUUUCAUACCUCAGAGUUUCAAUGAAGACUUCAAAAACUUUAUACUUGCUGAGAUGCACACACCUUCAUGUGACACAACACUUCGACAAUGGAGUACCUUUGGAACCCUGGAAGUUGCAGCUCAGACCAAAUCAGAAACAAAGGAGCAUUCGGUGAUCACAGAAGAAGAUUGUGAAAUUCUUAAAAUCCCUGCAAAGGAUUAUGCAAGGUUAAAAUCGGAAAAAAUAAAACUUGAAAAUAAAGAAAAGGUGAAAUUAAUUCGUAAAUGUCCAUAUUAUGAAGAGUGGCCCACUUUAUCCAUAUAUGAGCUAGUUGCACUCAUUAAAUGGAAAAAAUUUCCUCCAGGUCAUGUGAUAGUGGAAAGUGGAAAGAUAAUUUCUUUUGUGGCUUAUAUUAAUUCUGGAUAUUGUGACAUUUAUAGAAAUAUUGUAGGACUUAUGAAACUACAAUCAAAAAAAGUGAAAAAAAUUCAAAAACUUGUUUGUAUGGGUAGACUUAAGGAGAAGGAGUCCUUUGGUGAGAUUAGUGUUCUUCUUCAAGUUCCUUUCACAUGCACAAUAGUUACUGGAAAAGAGGUUGAGAUGGCAAUCAUUGACGAUAAGGACCUAUUUGGUAAAUAUAUACACGUCUUUUAUACCAUUUUAUUGAUGAAUUUUUGA